Messenger RNA from Sporothrix brasiliensis 5110, 276 nucleotides. RefSeq lists its product as uncharacterized. Lineage: Eukaryota; Fungi; Ascomycota; Sordariomycetes; Ophiostomatales; Ophiostomataceae. The transcript is spliced from 2 exons. The coding region runs from base 1 to 276 and encodes 91 amino acids. The record is from RefSeq and is a predicted model, not a curated record.
AUGACGGCAACAUGCAUCGGUAGAAGAGAGGCUGUAAACUCCCUCACUCACUCAUGCUGCACUCCGUCGAAUUUUGUGCGACGGUAUUCUUCCGAGUCGUCGAGUUGUGGUGUUCAGCUCGGAGGGGGUGACGAGAGUGGUGACGAGAGUGGUGACGAGAGUGGUGACGAGAGUGGUGACGAGAGUGGUGACGAGAGUGGUGACGAGAGUGGUGACGAGAGUGGUGACGAGAGUGGUGACGAGAGUGGUGACGAGAGUGGUGACGAAGAGCAGUAA